Molecule: messenger RNA, 1460 nt
Organism: Microbotryum saponariae
Lineage: Eukaryota; Fungi; Basidiomycota; Microbotryomycetes; Microbotryales; Microbotryaceae
Source: the annotation of a GenBank genome assembly
AUGACCGACCAUCGACAAGCGACCUACCGUCGACUGAGCCCGGCGCCCCCGUCGCCGACGCCAUCAGCCCCCUUCGUCCGAACUCCGAGCCGAAUGCGAAUGGUCCUGCUCAUCCUCGCUGGAACAAGUGCGGCACUGGUCGGAGUAUACAGGGCGGACAUUGGAUCGAGCGGGCUCGGGAGGCUUGAACGUUGUGGCGCGGAUUUGUACGACCAACAUGGUUUCAUUCACAUGGAGAAGAAGGCGGAGGGAGCCGAGGACAUCAGGUGCGAAAGCAAUGCUUCCCCUGCCUGUGGGCCAUUGCUAGGGUCACUAAUACGUAGCUUACUCCCACUUCGUUUGCUUCAUCGAACUUUGAUAAUGACUCAACGUGCGCUCCACUCCUCAAUAUCCCGCCCAACACUCGUCGUGGCCCCUUCUCCAGAUGGAUCCCCUACACGGCCGAAAACGUUUACCCGAGCUCACUCGACGCCGUCGCCGACAUCUACAACACUUCUGUCCAUCCUUCCGAUGCCGACCUGGCUUCUUCGCCCCCAGCUUACUCUACUCUACUCGAGACUGACCCCCAAUCGCCGUCGCUGUCGUUUGCUCGCAACAGCACGAUUGUCUUGGUCGGCGAUUCCCACGACCGAAAGAAUCUCGAAUCGAUGUGCUCUCGCGUGCCCGGCGCUGUGCGGCAUGCCUUUGAUGGACAUCUCAAAUGGGGAUGUUCGCUACCCUCUAUCGGCCUCAACUUUGUGUUGCUUUUUCAUUACGGCCUAAUGACCGAGGACGAGCCUUUCCGAGACGUUCAUGAUCAGCCUCCUAAUCUCAUUGAGCGCCGCGUCGACCAGAUCCUGCUGCCGAUGCUCCAGGACUUUACGCCAUCGAUCCCCAGUCUGAUUGUCUUCCAGUCCGGAUUCUGGGACCUGCGUUAUUGGGGGUUGCGCGCUCAGGCCGAGGGUGCGAAUGCUCAAGGUCGUCUUGCCGCCGGCCUCGUCAACGGCGGCGAUCGGCCGUUGCUCUGGAGCGAGCUGAAGUGGUAUCGGCGGAGGUUUGGGGAGGUCUUGGAGGCGCUGAAAGCAACAUUCCCCAAUUCGGGGAUCAUCACAAGGACGAUCCAGCCCUAUCGUGACAACAGGAAUGGGCGGAACGUCGCGAUAUUCGAGAUGAACGAAUCAAUCAAGGCAAUCAGCCGUCGACACAACAUUGCAACGAUGCGAUGUGAGUGUCCCGCGUAGGCAAGCUGCUGUAUUCAUACAGUACAUAGUAACCCAUUCAUCUGGCGGGAUUUUCUUUUUCUUUUUCUGUUUUUUGUCUUCCUAUGUACAGGGGCGGAACUCUUGCAGGGCACCGAGUCGUACGCCGACGACCAACACUUUGAGAUAGGGAGCUUGCCGUACCGACUCUGGAUGAAUAUGGUGCUGUACCAACUUGAAAGAAGUUUGCUAGGCUGUCUCCACGGCGGUGAUAGACUCUGA